This is a messenger RNA of Vombatus ursinus (common wombat), 1545 nucleotides long. RefSeq names its product dehydrogenase/reductase 1 (gene DHRS1). The coding region runs from base 166 to 1098 and encodes 310 amino acids. The record is from RefSeq and is a predicted model, not a curated record. Lineage: Eukaryota; Metazoa; Chordata; Mammalia; Diprotodontia; Vombatidae. The transcript has 9 exons.
CGGACCCUAAGGCUGCAGUUGCGCGCGCACGUGACCCGCUGCGACCCGGGCUGCGUCGUGAAGCUGUUCUCUCCUGGGGGGCUUCAGGCUGUCCCUCGCCGCAGUGCCUCCCGGGGUUGGAUUGGGGGCUCCGGGGCACCUCGGAGGGAAACUCAUCUUGGUACGAUGUUAGGCUCCCUGAAGGGCCAAGUAUGUGUGGUGACAGGAGCCUCCAGGGGCAUUGGCCGGGGCAUUGCUUUGCAACUCUGCGAGGCAGGAGCCACGGUCUACAUCACUGGCCGAAAACAGGACACGCUGCAGACUGCCGCUCUGGAGGCACAGUCCCGAGGUGGUCGAUGUGUGCCUGUGGUUUGUGACUCAACCCAGGAAGAUGAGGUGCGGUGCCUGUUUGAAAGGGUGAAUAGAGAACAAGAUGGAAGAUUGGAUGUACUAGUCAACAAUGCCUAUGCUGGGGUCCAGACCCUCAUUUCCCAUAUGGAGAAGCCAUUCUGGGAAUGCCCAGCCUCUAUUUGGGAUGACGUCAAUAAUGUAGGACUCCGAGGCCACUAUUUGUGCUCGGUGUAUGGAGCCAGGCUAAUGGUGCCUGCUGGUCGAGGGCUCAUCGUGGUCGUCUCCUCACUUGGUGGGCUGCAGUAUUUAUUCAAUGUAGCCUACGGUGUAGGCAAAGCAGCGUGUGAUAGGUUGGCCACAGAUUGUGCCCAGGAACUACGACGCCAUGGUAUUGCCUAUGUGUCUCUUUGGCCAGGGUUGGUGAAGACAGAGCUAUUGACGGAACAUUUGAGCAAGGAAGAGAGCUCCUUGGCCCAUCAGCUGAAAGAACAGUUUCCAAAUGGGGAGACCCCAGAGCUGAGUGGCAAAUGUGUGGUAGCCCUGGCAACAGAUCCCAAUAUCAUGCAGCUGAGUGGUCGGGUCCUGCCAUCCUGCGAUCUGGCUCAAAGAUACAGCUUUAAGGAUGUGGAUGGCCGUCCUGUCUCUGACUAUCUAUCCCUGCGAUCGGUGUUUUCUGAGGUUCCCAGACUGGCCUGGCUGGCCUCUUAUAUGCCCAGCUUCCUCCGUAUGCCCAAGUGGAUUAUCACCCUUUAUUCCAGCAAGUUCUGAUCUUACCAGACAGCCAAGAUGAAGGGCCAAGACUUCCUGUCUCCCCAAACUUAGCACAACUGCUUUCUACUCUGCCGAAGUCAUCAGCCGUGGAUCGAGGAGUGAUUUGACGUAUUUGGAUAAGAAGAGUUAAUAUUUCCCACACACCUGAACUCUUGAGCAAAACCCCUGCCUUUAAGUGAAGUCUUCAACUGGGUCCUUCACUAUCUCACUCGUAUUACUCCCUCAUGCAGCCAGAAGGGACUCCUGAUGAGAAGAGCAUUUGGGAUAUGGCACAAAUUCUGGUCUUAUCUGAAACAGUGGCUAGCUUUGUGACUCUUAAGAGCUCUAAUACCACUUGUGCUUUUGUUUGGUUUCUUUUCCUUGUUUCCUGUACCUUGUUUUACCUUUUAAUGAAAAAGAUGCCUGGGAUAAUAAAGAACUCAAUUCAGUUAUUAAUUUAACAUA